Molecule: messenger RNA, 2229 nt
Organism: Colossoma macropomum (tambaqui)
Lineage: Eukaryota; Metazoa; Chordata; Actinopteri; Characiformes; Serrasalmidae
Product: short/branched chain specific acyl-CoA dehydrogenase, mitochondrial-like
Exons: 11
Coding region: 206-1498 (430 amino acids)
Cellular component (GO): mitochondrion
Molecular function (GO): acyl-CoA dehydrogenase activity; flavin adenine dinucleotide binding
Source: RefSeq, a predicted model, not a curated record
CAGGAUGAGUAUCUUACCAGCCUCCAUGCUUUCUGUCUGUGGUGGGCGGAUCUUCCGCCAAGCCCCCGAACGGACUGAAAUCGUAUUUACUAGUCAACCAUCCAGUGAAUACAACCGUCCGAUGAUCAGUAUAAGACUGACCCGCCUGGAGCUGGUCCAGCCCGCAGGAACAAACUUGCAGAGUUUGUAAGUAAACAAAUCCGUUAUGGCGGCGUUCUUCACCAGGAUUUUCGGAAAGGUUGGCGGGAGGUUGUCCCGGCCAUGGGCUUCGUGCCAGGCUGCUCUGCGGCCCAUGUCAUCACACAUGGUAGGCGGGGAGCAGACGGCUCGCGCAGGCGCUGGGUUCCCUCCACUCCAGACCUUCACAGAGGAGGAGGCCAUGAUGAGGGAGACGGUGAGGAAAUAUGCUCAGGAGUGCGUCGCUCCGUUCGUAUCCAAGAUGGAUCAAAAUGCUUCCAUGGAUGAAGAAGUGAUCAGAUCUCUCUUUGAGCAGGGGUUGAUGGGCAUUGAAGUAAGUACAGAAUAUGGAGGCACUGGCUCCUCCUUCUUCUCCUCUGUGCUGGUGACUGAGGAGCUGUCAAAGGUGGACCCGUCAGUGGCCUUGGUGUGCGACCUCCAGAACUUACUGAUCAACAGGCUGAUGUCCAGCCUGGGCACGGAGGAGCAGAAGGAGAAGUACCUGCCACGUUUCACCACAGACUUGAUUGGUAGUUUUUGCCUGUCGGAGGCGGGGUCAGGGAGUGAUGCCUUCUCUCUGAAGACCAAAGCAGAGAAGUAUAAAGAUUAUUUCAUUAUCAAUGGCUCAAAGAUGUGGAUCAGUAGCGCAGAGCAUGCAGGAGUCUUCAUGGUUAUGGCCAACGUAGAUCCCUCUGCAGGCUACAGGGGCAUCACAUGUUUCAUCGUGGACCGGGACACGGAGGGGCUUGAGGUUGGAAAGAAGGAGAACAAGCUGGGCCUGAGAGCCUCUUCCACCUGUGAAGUUAACUUUGACAAUGUCAAGGUACAUGGGAAGAAUAUCUUGGGUAAAAUUGGGCAUGGCUACCAAUAUGCCAUUAGUGUGCUGAACGAGGGCAGAAUUGGCAUUGCAGCACAGAUGCUGGGUUUGGCUCAGGGCUGUUUUGAUCAUGCUGUUCCCUACACCAGGCAGAGAAUGCAGUUCGGUAAACGCAUCUUUGACUUCCAGGGAUUGCAGUAUCAGAUUGCCCAUGUGGCCACUCAGCUGGAGGCAGCCAGACUGCUGACCUAUAACGCUGCCCGGCUGAAGGAGGUGGGGCGACCCUUCGUUAAAGAGGCUUCCAUGGCCAAGUACUUUGCAGCAGAGGUUGCAACAUUAACCACGUCUAAAUGCAUUGAGUGGAUGGGGGGAGUAGGCUUCACAAAGGACUACCCCAUCGAGAAAUACUACAGAGACUGCAAAAUAGGCUCCAUCUAUGAGGGAACAACAAACAUUCAGCUGAGCACCAUGGCCAAGUUCAUAGAUCAGGAGUACGAUUCAUAAACAUCUUUUCGUGCUGCUGCCUUUCUCCUGUUAAUCGUCUGUAUGGAAAUCAUUAGCUGCACAUUGAGGCCUUUCCUAAACUCUUGGACUUGUGUCUAAAACUGAACUAUUGGUGUCUUUAAGACAAUCACAAGCAAUAUCUUCCAUUAUCCAACUCCUUGGGUGGAGAACUUGUCCUAGCCAGCUUUGGCCACUAGGUGGCAGAAGCAGACCAUAAGCAACUGCUUUAGACAAAUUCUCACUAGUCUGAGACCGUAUCUGGAGGAACACUCUACUACAGACAGCUUCUAAUGACCUGAAUGAAUGAAUUAACUUUUCAUCUGUUAUCUGUUCUGUUAAAUGCUCUCUAUCUCAUCUUUAAAUAAUUGAAAAAGACUGAUAGACACUAAUAAUCUGGCCUAAUCCUAGUAAAUGCACCAUGGAGCUGCAUGGAAGGUGGAGGGCUUAUAUCAGGUUCAGUCAGAUCUCACUCACUGUAGACAAAUCUAAAGCAUAUACGUUACAAUGAACUAACUAAACUGUUGAUGUUUCUCCAGAUUGAGUUGAUCAUUUGUAAAUUACUCCAAUCAGUUUCACAACCAGUGAUUGUGCUAGAUCAGAGAUUAUUUUCCACUUUGUAAGACAGAAAUAAUACGGUUUGUCUAGUGUUUUUGUACUGAUCUGAGAACAAAUUCAUAACUGUGAUGAUGAAACUGAUAACAAGUUCAAUAAAUAAAAUAAAUAGUAUUAAA